Messenger RNA from Epithele typhae, 585 nucleotides. RefSeq lists its product as uncharacterized. The annotation marks the transcript as partial. The transcript is spliced from 3 exons. The record is from RefSeq and is a predicted model, not a curated record. NCBI's taxonomy places the organism in Eukaryota, Fungi, Basidiomycota, Agaricomycetes, Polyporales, Epitheliaceae.
GCAAAAGCGACUGUCAAGCACGCGAUGAUGGCUCGCCGCCUGGACGACUCACUUUCAGCCUACGAACGUUCAGAAGGCGGCAUCAAGCACUGGCUUCUCACAGCCGCUUUACCUGGAGGCGCUGCAAUAUUUGAGAUCCCAGAUCACAUUCAUGUGCGUUACCCGGAAAACGCGUACGGAACCAUGGAGUCCAAAUUCAUAGUGGCCACUUUGGCGCACCAUAUCCGCUCUACGAAAGGGUCGGUGCGUGCUGAUGACGUGCGGGAGCUUCCAAUCGGCGCAGUCGCGUUGACACUGGCUUCGGUGGAGCGGGCAUUCAAGCACUACGCUCGAAACGACCCGAGUGUCAAGAUGGAUGCGUUUUCAAAGGGGAAUGCUGGGACACUCACCGCGUCCUGGGCGAACAAGGUCUACGGGGACCUGGUCCUCCACGAGGAGCGCUUUGAGAGCCUCUUGCAGAAGGUUGCGAACCUCCUCGCGCUCCCCGAGGUGAAGGCCGCCGAUCACGACUUUGUCAUGGAGGAGAGCUCCAUGUACUAUCGUCAACGAAGCAGCCCCCCACCCGAAGCCGCUGACAUGUGGUAG